This is a messenger RNA of Trichomycterus rosablanca, 1122 nucleotides long. Its product is annotated as protein-lysine 6-oxidase. The transcript has 6 exons. The coding region runs from base 1 to 1122 and encodes 373 amino acids. Lineage: Eukaryota; Metazoa; Chordata; Actinopteri; Siluriformes; Trichomycteridae. Gene Ontology annotation, molecular function: copper ion binding; protein-lysine 6-oxidase activity. The record is from RefSeq and is a predicted model, not a curated record. Gene Ontology annotation, biological process: peptidyl-lysine oxidation; collagen fibril organization.
AUGAGGGACUUUUUGUUUAUAGUUGUUGUGGUUUUGUGCGUGUUGCAAGCUGCUGUCGGUCAGGAUCGCUCUGACUCCGGAGCAGCAGCAGCAGUAGGUGCAGACAGGGUGCGUGCGGCUCCGGCUCCGGCAGGUGCUUCACGGCUGGCGAUACAAUGGAGCGGCAACGGCCGCGCGUUUAACCUGCUGAGCCGUGGCUCUCAGUAUCUGCCUCCGAGGAGAAGAGCCAAAGAGAGAGAAAACAAACCAGUGAUUACUGUCCGAGAAUCAAACCAGACUGCUCCAGUGCAGCAGAGCGCUCACACCGACUCUAACCGGAUUCCGCAACCUGAAUCCACGACGCGACCUGCAGACAGAGACGUGAUGGUCGGAGAUGAUCCAUACGAUCCCUACAAAUCCAUCCACAACGACCCCUAUAACCCGUACUACAACUACUACGAUUUCUACUACAGACCCCGACACAGGAGCAGAGCCAGACCCGGCUAUGGAACCCAAUUUUUUCAGCAUGGUCUUCCAGAUCUAAUUCCAGAUGCAUAUUAUGUGCAAACUUCUACCUACAUACAGAAGGUACCGAUGUACAGUCUUAGAUGUGCAGCCGAGGAAAACUGCUUGACAAGCUCUGCUGCACAUGCACGGGACUAUGAUACACGCGUGCUGCUCAGGUUUCCUCAGCGGGUGAAGAACCAAGGGACUGCUGACUUUCUCCCAAGUAGACCACGCUAUGCAUGGGAAUGGCACAGCUGUCACCAACACUACCACAGUAUGGAUGAGUUUUGUCAUUAUGAUUUGCUGGAUGCAUCCACUCAAAGCAAAGUAGCUGAAGGCCACAAAGCCAGCUUCUGCCUGGAGGAUACGUCCUGUGAUCCUGGCUAUUAUCGACGGUACGCCUGCACAUCUCACACUCAGGGUUUGAGCCCUGGAUGUUAUGAUACCUACAAUGCAGACAUUGACUGCCAGUGGAUUGACAUUACUGAUGUCAAACCUGGAAAGUACAUUCUUAAGAUUACUGUGAAUCCAACUUACCAGGUUCCUGAGUCAGACAUUAGCAACAACAUACUGCGCUGUGAUAUUCAGUAUACGGGCAAUUACGUGCAUACAUCAGGAUGCAGUAUAUCCCAGUAA